Molecule: messenger RNA, 921 nt
Organism: Colletotrichum karsti
Lineage: Eukaryota; Fungi; Ascomycota; Sordariomycetes; Glomerellales; Glomerellaceae
Product: bZIP transcription factor
Exons: 2
Coding region: 1-921 (306 amino acids)
Biological process (GO): regulation of transcription by RNA polymerase II
Molecular function (GO): RNA polymerase II cis-regulatory region sequence-specific DNA binding; DNA-binding transcription factor activity, RNA polymerase II-specific
Source: RefSeq, a predicted model, not a curated record
AUGAAUACCCCUCCAAGCUUCUUCAAUGACGCGGUUGACCUUGCGACACCGACUAACGACACUUUCGACAGCGAUCAGCCACGCACCUUGCCAACAGAAACUGUUCAACUUGAGCCGCCACUGGACAUGAACCCAUCGCCAACAAUGUCGCAGAAUCCUUCGAUCUACAUGCCCAUGGCGACUGCAUGGGACCCGAUUGUACCGAACAUGGCGUCCGUCUACAGCAACCAAUACCAGGCGCAAUACACCACCAAGCAGGAGCCUCUUGACGAUCGGCCGGCGCUGAUGCAUGUGCCAUCCACCUCGACAUCCAAAUCGAGCUCGCGAACCGACUCAAACAUGUCGAUGCAAACACAUGCGUCCAACUCUAGCAGGACGACGGACCCAUCCGACGCCAGUCCACCGAGAAAGAAAGGGAAGAAGGGCAAGGCGCCUAUGCAGGACGAAGAUGACGCGAAGCGCAAUAAGUUUUUGGAACGAAACCGAGUAGCAGCAAGCAAGUGCCGACAAAAGAAGAAAGUGUGGAUGUCCGACUUGCAAGAGACGAAACAGGGGUUGGAGACCCAGCACGCCCAGCUGCAAAUGGAAUACAAUGGACUGGUGGACCAGGUUACUCGCAUGAAGAAUGAGCUCAUGUCCCACGCCAAUUGUAAUGACCCAAACAUCAACUUGUGGCUCGAAAACGAAGCUCGGCGGUUCGUCCAGAGCAGCGCAGAGCGCGUUAAGAAACAGAGUAUCGACUCCAGCCGAGGGUCCGGUGACAGGCCACUCGGCGCGGGCUACAGACCCUCCAUUGACAGUCAAAUUUCAUUGAUUUCCCCCACACGGUCCGAUCGAGCCAUGACGAGCAUGUCCUCGGGGCCUGGCAGUGCGGAUUUCAACUACGACCACAUGCCAGACAGCGCUUUUGAGCAGGCGUAG